CCAAAGAGAGAUAAACCAAAGCGAGAGCUCCAGAUACAAAGAGCGAUUCGAGAGAUCUCUCUCUUUCUUUCUCCUUCUACUGAAAUCCUUCUUCUUCUCCCCUCCCCCCCUCUCUUACAUCCCGCUUCUGUGAAUCCCUUUCUGUCAUCAUCUGUCUUCUACGAAAGCUGUUUUGAAAGGUUUAUUGGUCUGUUUUAAAAGGGUUUUUUUGGAAGCCAGGUGUUUCAGAACAGAGAUCCAGAUCUCUUCUUCUUCUUCUUCUUCUUUUAAACUUGGGUUUUGAUCUUGUUUUUGUAGAUUUUUUCUUUUGUUUUUGCUAGUCUUUGAUUUGAUCAGCCAAGAGGGUUAUUUUUCUGUCCCUCAGUUUGUUUUUUUAGGUGAUUUUAUCAGAGAAAAGAGGGUGUUUAUUCCCCACCUCUUUGCUCCUUGUGUAGAAAAGCUUUUGGGUUUCUCUCUUCUUUUUUUUUACAAGAGUAGCCUUUAACAUCACUUGCCUGUUCUUUGUUUUGAUAAGAAACAGGUGGGAUUUUCUGUAAUUUUCUUCUGUUUCCUCUUCUUUUUUCUUCUUCAACUAUAGUGGAAAUCUUCUUCUCUUUGCUUGUUUAGAGAAGGUAUGGCAGCAGCUAUUGAUUUCUACAGUAGCAGGUCUGUUUUCUCAGAUCCCUCUAGAGAGGAGCUCAUGCAAGCACUGGAACCUUUUAUCAAAGGUGCUUCUGACUGCUCUUCUUCUCUCUCCCCUUCUUCUCUCUCUCCUUCUUCCCUUUCUUCUUCUCCCUCAUGUUACUCUUUCUCUCCUAUCUCUCCUCUCUCUCCUUCUUUCUCUCCUUACUCCAACCUUCCUUCAAAUAGCUGUUCUACAUCGACAACCGAGAUGAAUUUCCAAGGUUUCUCGAACCUCGAACAGCUGGGACUCGAUUCAUCGAGUCCGAUCGGGCUUACCCACCUGAACGCAUCACAUGUUCAGCAGAUUCAAGCCCAGAUCCAAUUCCAGCAGCAGCAGCAACAUCAAUUAGCUCUUGCUGCGGCAUCCGCCAGGAACUUGAAACAGUGGCAGCAGCAGCAGCAGCAGCAGCAGCAGCAGGCGAUGAAUUUCCUUGGCCCGAGAAUCACCACGACGAUGAAGCAAGUGGGCACACCACCAAAGCCGACGAAGCUCUACCGAGGGGUGAGGCAGCGGCAUUGGGGGAAAUGGGUGGCGGAGAUCCGUCUCCCAAAGAACCGCACCCGCCUCUGGCUUGGAACCUUUGACACUGCAGAGGAGGCUGCUUUGGCCUACGACAAGGCAGCCUACAAGCUCAGGGGGGAGUUCGCGAGGCUGAAUUUCCCUCACCUCCGUCACCAUGGCGCUCUUCUCGGAUCGCAUUUCAGCAAUUACACACCUCUCCAAUCCUCUGUCGAUGCGAAGCUUCAAGCGAUUUGUCAAAGCUUGGCUAAUUCGCAGAAACAGGGGAACCCCACCAGCCCCGCUUGCCUUCCUGAGCCGGAGAGCGACCGUCGAUCGCAGUCGGGUUCAUCUGGUUCGUCGUCACCAGUGAUUGCGGAUGUUCCGAAAGUUGAGAUUGAGUCCGUGGGUUCGGAAGUGAGCAAGGUUGAGAGCUCGAGCUCGCCGGAAUUCUUGUCCGAGAGCGACGAGUCCGCCGGAUCUUCCCCUGCUUCUGAUAUCAAGUAUCCUGAUUUCACAGAACCGCCAUGGGAUGAGUCGGAGAGCUUUCUGUUGCAGAAGUUUCCGUCGUUGGAGAUUGAUUGGGAAGCUAUUCUUUCCUAAUUGAUGUUGGGCACCUAUCUUUCUGAUUUUUUUUCUCUUUUGUGCUCUUUUUUCUUUUUUUUCGUUUUUACAAUUGAGAUCUUCAGUAGCUGUUGCAAUGAGUUUUUGGCAUUUGCAAAAGCUGCUGUUGAGAGUGUCUACCUUGUGGUAAUUACAUAGGUUAGUGGUAGUUUCUAGUGUUAGGGUUUGAAUUAGUAAUGUUUAUAUAUGUUAUGUAUGAUUCCUGGUAGGCUGGUUUUUUCUCGCAUUACCAGGGUACGUCUCUUAUGGAAUCUGUGUUUACCAGUGUAAUUAUUCAUGAAAUGUUAAUGUAUCUUGUGGUUAUUUGUGGUGUGUUA
This is a messenger RNA of Magnolia sinica, 2103 nucleotides long. RefSeq names its product ethylene-responsive transcription factor RAP2-4-like. Gene Ontology annotation, molecular function: DNA binding; DNA-binding transcription factor activity. Lineage: Eukaryota; Viridiplantae; Streptophyta; Magnoliopsida; Magnoliales; Magnoliaceae. The transcript has a single exon. Gene Ontology annotation, biological process: regulation of DNA-templated transcription. The record is from RefSeq and is a predicted model, not a curated record. Bases 614 to 1765 code for a protein of 383 amino acids.